Molecule: messenger RNA, 5052 nt
Organism: Scatophagus argus
Lineage: Eukaryota; Metazoa; Chordata; Actinopteri; Scatophagidae
Product: E3 ubiquitin-protein ligase SMURF2
Exons: 20
Coding region: 317-2629 (770 amino acids)
Biological process (GO): negative regulation of BMP signaling pathway; ubiquitin-dependent protein catabolic process
Molecular function (GO): ubiquitin protein ligase activity; protein binding
Source: RefSeq, a predicted model, not a curated record
CAUCACCAUCUCGAGGACACACUGGGGCUUGUGUGUGAGUUACAGCGAGGUGCCACAUGUUACAGAGAUGUUUCACUCCCCCGAUGCGUGUUGUCGUCACUGGUCAGCUCCUACCAGCAGCCUCCUGAAGUGGGAUCAACACCGGAGGGCUCAACAGUUCAACUCUCGACGAGCGGAGUGCAGGACUCAGUCCGACGCAGAGGCUCCUUCCGAAGAUGUGAAGAUAAAGAGCGUUUUACUGCGCCGCGACCCAGCAGCAGCUCGUUUACUCGUUUGACCAGGGAGAAGACAUUGUGAAGGCUGGAACCGAGAGGAGAUGUCUAACCAAGGCGUUCGGCGGAAUGGCCCUGUGAAGCUGCGAUUAACAGUUCUCUGCGCCAAAAACCUGGUGAAGAAAGACUUCUUCCGCCUCCCUGAUCCAUUUGCCAAGGUUGUUGUGGACGGUUCAGGGCAAUGCCACUCUACAGACACUGUGAGAAACACACUUGACCCCAAGUGGAAUCAACACUAUGACCUAUACAUUGGGAAAUCAGAUUCUAUCACCAUAAGUGUGUGGAAUCAUAAGAAGAUUCACAAGAAGCAAGGGGCUGGGUUCCUGGGCUGUGUUCGCCUCCUGUCCAAUGCCAUCAACCGCCUUAAAGAUACAGGCUACCAGAGACUAGACUUGAACAAGCUGAGUCCCAAUGACAGUGACACAGUCAGAGGCCAGAUAGUGGUGAGCUUGCAGUCUAGGGACCGGAUAGGCACAGGAGGCCCUGUGGUGGACUGCAGUCGCCUGUUUGACAAUGAUCUUCCAGAUGGCUGGGAGGAGAGGAGGACAGCGUCUGGACGAAUCCAGUACUUGAACCACAUCACACGCACCACACAGUGGGAGAGGCCUACCAGGCCUGCAUCAGAGUACUCCAGCCCUGGCCGGCCUCUCAGCUGCAUAGUGGAUGAGAACACACCCAUCAGCACGAACGGGGCCACACCCACCACAGCAUUGCCGCCUGGUGGCGGUGACCAGCGAGCCCAGGAGAGACGGGUCCGUUCCCAAAGGCACCGCAACUACAUGAGCAGAACGCACCUGCACACGCCCCCGGACCUUCCUGAGGGAUAUGAGCAGAGAACCACGCAGCAAGGCCAAGUGUACUUUCUCCACACUCAGACAGGUGUCAGCACAUGGCAUGACCCCAGAGUACCAAGAGAUCUGAGUAAUGUGAACUGUGAGGAACUGGGUCCUCUACCCCCUGGAUGGGAGAUACGGAACACUGCCACUGGGAGGGUUUACUUUGUCGACCACAACAACCGAACCACGCAGUUCACAGACCCACGCCUCUCCGCCAACCUGCAUCUCGUUCUAAAUCCAAGCCCCAAUGGCUCUCGGGGAGGCAUUGAAAGUCAGAAUGUCAGUCGUCAGAACCAGUUGAAGGAUCAGGCCCAGCAGGCUCUGGUGUCCCCCGGUCAGCUCCCAGAGGAGGCAGAGUGCCUCACAGUGCCCAAGUACAAGAGGGACCUUGUUCAGAAACUCAAGAUCCUUCGCCAGGAACUGUCCCAGCAGCAGCCUCAGGCUGGCCACUGCCGCAUCGAGGUGUCCCGUGAGGAGAUCUUUGAGGAAUCAUAUCGACAAGUGAUGAAGAUGAGGCCGAAGGAUCUGUGGAAAAGGCUAAUGGUGAAGUUCAGAGGAGAGGAGGGGCUUGAUUAUGGAGGAGUGGCCAGGGAGUGGCUCUAUCUGCUGUCCCAUGAAAUGCUGAACCCGUACUACGGCCUGUUCCAGUACUCCCGUGAUGACAUUUACACCCUGCAGAUAAACCCAGACUCUGCUGUCAACCCUGAGCACUUGUCCUAUUUUCACUUCGUGGGCCGUAUCAUGGGGAUGGCAGUGUUCCAUGGGCACUACAUAGACGGUGGCUUCACUCUACCUUUCUACAAACAGCUGCUGGGUAAACCCAUCACCUUGGAUGACAUGGAGUCUGUUGACCCUGACCUGCACAACAGCCUUGUGUGGAUCCUAGACAACGACAUCACGGGUGUGCUGGACCACACCUUUUGCGUAGAGCAUAAUGCCUAUGGAGAGAUCAUCCAGCAUGAGCUCAAGCCCAAUGGUAAGAGCAUCCCCGUCACCCAGGACACCAAGAAAGAGUACGUCCGACUCUACGUCAACUGGCGUUUUCUGCGAGGCAUAGAGGCCCAGUUCCUGGCUCUGCAGAAGGGCUUCAAUGAGGUCAUCCCCCAACACCUGCUAAAAGCCUUUGAUGAGAAGGAGCUGGAGCUGAUUGUAUGUGGGCUGGGCAAAAUCGACAUAAACGACUGGAAGUCCAACACGCGGCUCAAACACUGCACUCCAGACAGCAACAUUGUGAAGUGGUUCUGGAAAGCCGUGGAGUCCUUCGACGAGGAGCGCAGAGCCCGGCUGCUGCAGUUUGUCACCGGCUCCUCUAGAGUUCCCCUGCAAGGCUUCAAGGCUCUCCAAGGUGCUGCCGGCCCACGCCUCUUUACCAUCCACCAGAUUGAUGCCAGCACCAACAACCUGCCCAAAGCCCACACCUGUUUUAAUCGGAUCGACAUUCCCCCCUACGAGCACUAUGACAAACUCUACGACAAGUUGCUCACUGCCAUCGAGGAGACGUGUGGCUUUGCAGUAGAGUGAGUCGCUGAUGCAGAAGGAGCUCAGCAACAACCAGAAACAGCGUUGUUUGGCUAUGAUGAGCCUCCCCCUAAAAACCAGUCAACUCAGGUGGCUACGGUGGCUUCACCCUGGAAAGCCCAUACUCCCUGGAGACAUGUGGCCAAGGGUGGGCAGAGAAGACCAGAACAUGUCAUCUGACUGUCUUUUGUUUGUUUGUUUAUUUGUUUGUUUGUUUUUUUACCAUCGUUGAAAAGAUCUCUUCAGCUGCUAAUAACUCGAGACUAUUUACUAACUUGUGGAACCUGCAAAAUUUGCUGACUCUUCCCUUUUUUCUAAGUUCAUUAUAGCAUUUAAAAAAUAGACUGUAUUCCAUGUAGCAAUGCUCCAUCUUACCAAGCAGAACACAAAGUCAGUCCACUCUGAGAGCGACACUAACACUACAGGGUCAUUAAUGGUUACCACAACCACCUGGAAACACUAAAUUUGGAUGCGGAGUGUGCAUGACUCAGGCUGUUUGGUGCCUUGGAGUGAUCACGCUGGCCUGUCAGCAAUGCCAAGGCUGGAAAAGAGGGAUGUGUGCGGGUGAGAAGGCAGGACUAGAAGACUGAAUUAAGCAGAGUCCGACUGUUUACAAGCCUCUCCAAAGACCGCAGCAGGGUCCUCGGCUCCUGAGUCCCUGCCCAACAACUAGAGCUGCAUUCCCAGACACCUAUUUCACACAUUUGACAGCUAGUUUUUGUUUGAAAACGAGUAAAUGAAUAAAUAGCUUGAAAUGUGUUAUUUUUAUAUACCAGGGAAAAUUGAAAAAGAAACAAUAAAAUUCUAUAUAAUAUAUAUAAUUUAUUGCUGUUAUAUUUCAGAAACCCCUUUCCAUUGUUCCAGAAAAAUAAAAUCUUUUAAAUGUUAAGUGUUACUGUUUUAAAUUAUGGAAGACAACUUGUGAAAACAGAAUGAAGCUGGACUGAAUUUCACUUAAGAAUGCUGUGGUUUGUUUCUUAACCUUUCUUUAUACUGUACAAGGAGAGGUAUGUCUUAAAGAGCAAAAAAUCCUAAAUACCUGAUGUCCUCUGAGUGCCAUAAUUGUUUUGAAUGAAUGAAUCUUUGUGAAUAUUUAGCAGACCCUUUAAAUUCUACAUAUGGCGGUGUGACAUUUCCCUUCUUUUCCCUUCCCUUCCUUUUUUUUUUUUAAACAGUUUGUCUCUUGUAACUGGGCUAUGUUAACGUCACUAGCAUGAAACCUACCAUUACUUUCUAAUGGUAUUCUGUUCAGAGGAGUACAAAGUCCAUCAGUUCUUUUCUGUGCUGCCUCCAUGUUGUUGUUGGAGGGAGAAAAAGAAAAACCUCUACUACCUUCUAGCCAUGUGGUGCUAAAUAGCAUUAAAGUUUGUCUUAUAUUGGUAACCAUAUUCACUGACAUACUACUGCUUAAAGUGCACAACACUCUACUCGUGCUCAUACCGGUUCGUGACCACAAAACGCGUGGAAGAAAUCAAGAGGUCUACCUUGCCACAUUCUCAGGAGAUGUCAUAUGUAGUUCGUAAUGUCCUUUGAUUUGACAACCGAUGAGAUGCUGAUUCUGACCGCUUUGUCUUGAUUUCCUGAAUGUUGAAGGGUUAAAAAGUCUCAUCAUUUAAAUUGUUUUGCCCACAACAGGCCAUUAACACAGUAAUCGUCGCAUGUGUAAGUAUGUGCUCGUGGUUGAAAGGGAACUGAGUGAGAUGAGCUGGUAGCCUGCUACAGUCCCAUCAGUGAUGUUUUUAUUCAGAGAAAGUGGAGGGGAUUGUUUUCUACAAUUAAAAAUGAAAUUCUUGAAUGUUUUCAAAAGAUGCUGCCUGUCUAGCAAUCUCUAUGACCGUGGACUGUUCUUAACAUUUGCAUACACUUAAAAAAAAAAAAAUGUACUUUUCAUUUUCAUUCUUUUAUGUGGACUUGUGUAUGCAAAGUGAAAAGUGUCCUCAGAUGGUGCUUUGUACAGUAAUAAGAUAUUGUUCAUAUAUGUGGAUCAAACAACCUGUAAUUUAUCUUUAACUUAAGUAGAUUUUCUUGAAAUGAAAAGAGGAAUUGCACACAAACAGAAUGAGGUUGCCAUGUGUAUUUAAUGGCGACUUCUGUAACAGAUAUUCAUUCACCUUUAAGUCCAGUGCACAAGCUGAUCGCCCUACUGUCUGUUCCUACACUACAUCGCUCAGCAUUGCCCUGUAGCUGCCUCUCACUGAAGAACUGAACUUUUUAAUUAAACAAGUCAAAGUUGAGAGAUGCCGCUCUUGCUUCUUCCUUGUUUUUGUUUUUUUUUAAUAGCAUGAUCCACUAGCAGGACUAUAUCUCUCAUAGCUGACUGAUGCAAUUUGAUGUAUGUUAACACUAUCAUUUUGUAAGAGUAUUUUAUUUUUGUGUGUACUUAGUUCUAAUUAAACUUUGUCUAACAAUGUAAGGCCUUGUACAAA